UGGUUCUCUUGCAGAAUUGAUUACCUUCAUAAACCUUGCUCUGAAACCCAGAAGAUAACACAACGCAAAGAAUCCCUUUCCACAAGAAUCUACCAGUUAUUGAAAAUCGAUGGUUUUUAUUGAGAACUCCCUUCGAAUCAAAUCAGUUGGAAUACAAUGUCGGUGACUGUGCACACAAACCUAGGUGACAUCAAGUGCGAAAUCUUCUGCGACGAGAUUCCCAAAACCUCCGAGAACUUUUUGGCGCUGUGUGGAAGUGGUUACUAUGAUGGGACUAUAUUUCACCGCAACAUUAAGGGUUUUAUGAUUCAAGGUGGAGAUCCCACUGGAACUGGCAAAGGGGGAACCUGUAUAUGGGGCAAGAAAUUUAAUGAUGAGAUACGAGAAUCACUGAAGCAUAAUGCAAGGGGAAUAUUGGCAAUGGCUAACAGUGGUCCAAAUACUAACGGAAGUCAGUUCUUCAUAACUUACGCAAAACAGCCACAUUUAAAUGGGCUAUACACUGUGUUUGGAAGAGUAAUUCAUGGAUUCGAAGUUCUUGAUCUCAUGGAAAAGGUAUUUCAUUCUUCCGUAAUUAUUGUAAUUGCUUAUUCUCUUUUUAAAAAAUUAUUUGGUUGAAGUUUAAGCUGAUUUCUUGGUCUUG
Vigna umbellata (rice bean) is the source of this 643-nucleotide messenger RNA. Lineage: Eukaryota; Viridiplantae; Streptophyta; Magnoliopsida; Fabales; Fabaceae. The record is from RefSeq and is a predicted model, not a curated record.